Messenger RNA from Solanum pennellii, 398 nucleotides. RefSeq names its product replication protein A 70 kDa DNA-binding subunit D-like. The transcript is spliced from 4 exons. NCBI's taxonomy places the organism in Eukaryota, Viridiplantae, Streptophyta, Magnoliopsida, Solanales, Solanaceae. The record is from RefSeq and is a predicted model, not a curated record. Bases 106 to 363 code for a protein of 85 amino acids.
AUAGAUGUGGUGUGUAUUUUACUCACAGUAAAAGCACUAACUGGAGAAGGACGAAGCAUUAGACGCGAAGUAAUCGUUACAAACGAAAGGUAUGAUCGAAAAGUCAUGACUUUAUGGGGAGACUUUGCUGAAAUCGAAGGUCAAAUGUUACAAAGCCUUGAAAGUGAAAAACCAGUUCUUGCCUUUUGUGAUGUAAAAUCAUCAAUUUAUCAAGGGGAUUUUGUCCUUUCCACAACUCCUGUUAGUAGUUUGCUUAUAAAUCCACAAUUUGAAAAAGCGAACAAUCUCCAAAAAUGGAAUGACAACAUGAAGGCAGAAAAGAUUGACGUAAGUCUAAUGCCAAGCAAACUAAGUGAAAAUUAGUAAUAUUUUAAAUGGUUCACUUGCCAUUGUGAAGG